AUGAUGCGACCGAGAGACCCGCGCGUCAGGCAGACGAUUAACCAGAUCUCACACAACCUCGAAUCCGCAAAUGAGUCUGCCCAAGAAGGCAUCUACGCAUUCUCCCACAACUACCUAUUCCCCUGCUUUACAGCGGUCGGCAAUUGUCUCUCCUCAUGCACAGCGCCCUGCUUCCCCGCCCGCGACGAUCACCACCACCACCGCCGUCGCCGCCGACACUAUGCAGACUUUGACUUUUACGACGACUGGGAUAAUGAAGAGGCAGACGACUCGAUUCUAGGAUGGGGCACCGACGAGUUAGACCGACUGUUAGCGGGAAGCGGGCUGGCGCGGGGAGGCGCUGAGCAGCCUCGCAGACAGCGGAAAAUGAGCUACGGCACCCGUCGCACGAGUAGGCGAAAAAGCGGCCUUUUGGUGCCAGACGAUCGCAAUGAUCCUACGGUGAUACCUAGCUCAUCGUUUUUGGGGUUCCUUGAGCGCUUCCCAUGGAGGAUUGGCGCGAGGGGGCUGAAGUAUAGACCGUCUGCUGCGGAUCUGCAGGAACAUCCGGGGGCGUUGAGGAGGCAUGCUUAUGAGGAAAGCCCGUUGAUCGAGUCGCCGGAGGAGUAUGGAGACCAGGCUCCUAAUGGCAACGGGAGGUAUCGGAGUUCGACGCAGUCGUCUCGCGAAACGUCCAAUUCGCUGAGCUCGCGCGGGGAUCUCAUCAUGAGUGAUGAGGAGGAUGAUGCGGUGCCUUUGGAUGAUGAAUUCGCUAUGGCAUUGACGAGACGAGAGACUGGGCUGGAGUCGGAUGACCAGAGAGGGGAUAACCCCAACAGUAUGAGGUCUGCUUCGGGGACGUUCAGCCUCUCAUCAAAGAGCUCGAAGAAGAAGAGGAGAAAGCGGUCUAGUCGAUUGCGAUCCCCUCAAAGCUUUCGCGACGACGUUGCUCACGAUAUGACAUCCGUCUCAAUUGAGGAUCUGAAGAAGGAAGAAGAGCAGGCUGAGCAUGAAGAGGAGAUGGAGAUUGUGCGAAAGCGGAUUGCCGCACGGCAAUUGGCCUUGAGUCGUGGUAUCCGUACGGAAAAUAUCAAGACCGCUUCUCUACCACACUCCCCGACUGUAUCUUCACCCCACGAACACUCUGCCACGGUACCUUCAGAAACAGGGGACGAACACAACUUCACAUUCUACCGUACCGGGAUCCCCAGACAAGACUCCAGCUCGCGGUUAUCGGAAAACGACUCGCGGACGGAACCGUUCCCACCUCUCCCCGAUUCACCAAUGCCUCCUGAGUUUGACGACCACGUUCAGCAUGCAGGUGCCCCCCUGACCCACGUCGAGCCCACGCCUGAAGCUGAGGACGACAUUCCUAGUUCCAAGGCUGGCAAUGACAGACCCCGAGACUAA
Molecule: messenger RNA, 1389 nt
Organism: Aspergillus calidoustus
Lineage: Eukaryota; Fungi; Ascomycota; Eurotiomycetes; Eurotiales; Aspergillaceae
Source: the annotation of a GenBank genome assembly